CCAAGGCUGCGAGCUCCUGCUUAGCUCGCCUUCCAUGGACUUCGAAAGCUUCCUCGCAACAACAAAUCUCCUGAGUUGUCGCUGCUUGCAUCUGUUUGCAAACUCUUGACAGAGCUUCAUUUUCGAUAUAUCACGUCAAGAUGGCGGAUAACGAACCAACCCCUGCCGAAGAGGCCGCUGCCCGCGCCAAGGAGAAGGCCGAGCAAGAUGCUCUGCCCUACAAGUGGACUCAGACGAUCGGUGACCUCGACGUCACCAUCUCGGUACCCGGCAACAUCAAGGGGCGCGACGUAGUUGUCGACAUCAAGAAGGACUCCAUCUCGGCCGGCAUCAAGGGGCAGGAGCCCAUUCUCAAAGGCACGUUGCCGCACGCGAUCCGCCCGGACGAGAGCACGUGGACGCUCACGACGGCGCCGGACGGCAGCAAGGUGAUCGAGGUGCACCUGGACAAGGUGAACAAGAUGGAGUGGUGGGCGCACGUGGUGACGGGGGCGCCCAAGAUCGACGUGACCAAGAUCGUGCCCGAGAACAGCAAGCUGUCGGACCUGGACGGCGAGACGCGCAGCAUGGUGGAGAAGAUGAUGUACGACCAGCGGCAGAAGGAGAUGGGCCUGCCGACCAGCGACGAGCAGAAGAAGAUGGACAUCCUCAAGAAGUUCCAGGAGCAGCACCCGGAGAUGGACUUCAGCAAGGCCAAGAUCAACUGAACCGGCGUUUGGAUUCUACCGAGUAUUAUUGGGAUCCGUGUACUGCGCUGUGUUUGCUGAUUUGCUCACUACGUCUGGCAACGCAAAC
Messenger RNA from Thermothielavioides terrestris NRRL 8126, 795 nucleotides. RefSeq lists its product as uncharacterized. Lineage: Eukaryota; Fungi; Ascomycota; Sordariomycetes; Sordariales; Chaetomiaceae. The coding region runs from base 141 to 707 and encodes 188 amino acids. Gene Ontology annotation, cellular component: cytoplasm. The transcript is spliced from 3 exons. The record is from RefSeq and is a predicted model, not a curated record. Gene Ontology annotation, biological process: protein folding.